Messenger RNA from Ilyonectria robusta, 612 nucleotides. RefSeq lists its product as uncharacterized. Lineage: Eukaryota; Fungi; Ascomycota; Sordariomycetes; Hypocreales; Nectriaceae. The record is from RefSeq and is a predicted model, not a curated record. The coding region runs from base 85 to 576 and encodes 163 amino acids. The transcript has a single exon.
AUCGAGGGUCGCAGCUCCAGCCCCCAUUUUAUUUGAGGGGCCCAUGGCCUUCUCCAGGGAUCUCCGCGCGGUCAUGCCGAGGUUAUGGAUGGUCUCGUGACCAAAUUGACAUCUGCCCGGCGGCGGCCGAGAAGAUGGACGAGACGAGAGGGAGCAUCUGGAGGAUGCGGAGAGCCCACGGUGUUGAAUCGACAGAUCGGGCUAUUCUCUGGGCAUGUAACGCUGACCAGAUUCAUCAUCAGGACCAUCUCUCGUGAAUAUCAGAUCAUAUCUGCCAAGUUAACCCAACAGCAGCAUAGAUCACCGCUGUACGUCAAGCCUCCACGCCAGGCGUUGGGGGCACAGCAGCUGAGCAGCCAUGAGAACCAAUGUGCUGCAGGUGAUUUAUUUGGCGCCCCGCGCUGCAACCCGAUGAUGCCCGCUGAUAAUGCAAUGCAGGCCGUCCCAUCCCCAACGACAUGUUACGCCGCCUUUACUGAUUCAGUCGGUCCGCAUCACAUAUCACGUAGAGGCGCCAAACACCUAACACCGUCAAGCAUGGCUUUCUCUAAAUUGCAUGGCGAGCUGCACGCCUAAGCAGGCUAGCCAACCAUUUGCCGGCGGGCUCCCACU